GCUUGUACAAUAAAGCUUUAGGUAUUUCAAUAGGUGCUAGCAACACCAUUGUCAAUUAAAUUCCAGGAUAUAUAUAUAUAUAUACAGUAUAUAAAACAAAUGGUUUUCAGAUUAAAGCAUCUAUAGGAAGAAAAAAUAUAAAGUUGUACGGUUUGGUUUAUGGCUGAUGGUUUAUUUGUUUCACAACCUUUAUUAAAGGACAUCGCAAAAUACAAUUCCUUUACAAAUAUUCAGCUGCAGAUUGGCUUGACACAUGACCAUUAAAAUACUUAACCGUAUAAAUAUAUUAAGAGUAGACUAACAGAGGGUGUCUAUUAGAGAAAUCGCAAUAAUCGCAAUAAUCUCAAACAUCAUGUGAGGAUAUUAUGGUUGUGUCAUAAGACCAUUAGUGUCUGUAAAUGAUCUUCUAAUGGUAUUGUAGAUAAGGCCGCACCCCUCACAGGAAGUACAAAUAGAUCUCUGCCUUACAGCUCCUCACAAACUCAGUAUCACCUUCAGUACCACACGUCCCAUAGGUAGCACCACAUCAUAUGGAGAUGGAGUCUGAGAUAGAACGUGGUCACAGCAAGCAAGAUCUAAUCAAUGAGAGUAAAGGAGGUCUAGGCUGCUGCGGAUGGUUUAUUGUGGUGAUCUCUGCCUUUUUCAACAUCUUGAUAUUUCCAAUCAGCAUUUUCAUGAGCAUUAAGAUUGUGAAAGAAUAUGAACGCGCUGUCAUAUUUAGACUGGGACGGAUAACAGCCAGAAAAGCGAAAGGACCAGGAAUCUUUUUUGUCAUUCCUUGCACGGACUCCUUUAUCAAAGUCGAUCUGAGGACCAUCUCAUUUGACAUUCCUCCGCAAGAGAUCUUGACCAAAGACUCAGUGACAGUCUCUGUGGAUGGUGUGGUAUACUUCCGUGUAAGUGACCCAAUUGCAUCUGUGGCAAACAUUACCAAUGCCGAUUUCGCAACCCGUCUACUGGCCCAGACCACUUUGAGGAACGUACUGGGCACCAAGAACCUGUCCGAGGUGCUUUCUGAUCGAGAGCACAUCUCUCAGAGUAUGCAGACGACUCUAGAUGAGGCAACAGACUCAUGGGGUAUUAAAGUGGAGCGAGUGGAGAUUAAAGAUGUUAAAUUGCCCCAGCAGCUGCAGAGAGCCAUGGCCGCUGAGGCAGAAGCAAGCCGUGAGGCCAGAGCUAGGGUUAUCGCAGCAGAGGGAGAAGUGAACGCAUCCAGGGCUCUGAAGGAGGCGUCUUUGGUGAUCGCAGAGUCUCCAUCGGCCCUUCAGCUGAGAUAUCUUCAAACCCUGAGCACCAUUGCAGCCGAGAGGAACUCCACCAUCAUAUUCCCUCUGCCCAUUGAUAUGAUGAGCCACUUCAUGUCAAAGAAGUGAUCGCAGGAAUGUUUUUAUGGAUUUAUUUACAGAUAUUUAAAAGAAUAAUUUAUUUCCAAAUCUUUAAUAAUUUUCUAAAAUAGCAUGU
Molecule: messenger RNA, 1461 nt
Organism: Paramisgurnus dabryanus
Lineage: Eukaryota; Metazoa; Chordata; Actinopteri; Cypriniformes; Cobitidae
Gene: stoml3b
Product: stomatin (EPB72)-like 3b
Cellular component (GO): plasma membrane
Source: RefSeq, a predicted model, not a curated record